AAUUUGUUAAUAAUAAUGAUUUCAUAAUAAUUAAAGAAAAUUUUGACGUUUUGAAAAUCGAACGGACUGCGCAUGCGUGGCACGUCACCGAACGGAAGUGGGAGAAGCCCACCGGAAACCAACGACGACAAACGACAGUAUCAAAAUGGCGGAUCGCUUAUGAUAGUUUAUUGUGUAAAUUAAUUAAAUAAUGGCUAAUAAACUAGGUAUUGUGUUGUCUAGUGUUGUGUAAUUGUUGCUCCAGAGGCCCAAAAUGGAUGCAGUGAAGUCGUUUAACUCCGAGCUCUCCUCGCUCUACGAGGUGAAGCCCCCCAUAUCAAAAGCCAAGAUGACCGCGAUAACAAGAGGAGCCAUAAAAGCCAUCAAAUUCUACAAACACGUAGUGCAGAGUGUCGAAAAGUUCAUUCUAAAGUGUAAACCCGAAUAUAAAGUGCCCGGGCUGUACGUAAUUGACUCGAUCGUGCGACAGUCGAGACACCAGUUCGGCCCCGACAAAGACGUCUUCGCCCCCCGGUUCGCCAAAAACAUGCGCCAGACGUUCGUCAACCUCUUCCUGUGCCCGGCCGACGACAAAAGCAAGAUCAUCCGGGUGUUGAACCUGUGGCAAAAGAACCAGGUUUUCGCGCCCGAGGUGAUCCAGCCGCUGUUCGAUCUGGCCGACCCCAAUAACCCCAUCCACAAGGAGCUGGGGACGCCGCUGCAGUCGAACGGGAUGAACGCGGGGGCUGCCGCCAUCAAAGGUUCCCCCGCUCUUCAAAAGACGCCCACCAAAGGUUCACAACAAGGCGUUGAUGGUGCUCAUCUCGGAGGAGCUAACUUGAAUUUGUCAGAUCCAAAUGUUCUCGUCCAGUUGCAACAAUUACAAAGGUUGCUUACAAGAGGUGGAGAAGCCGCUUCGAAAUCCGACAGUCAAGUUCACUUCGACAGAAAACUGCUUGAUUUCGACUACGGCGAGGACGACGACGAAGCCCACUCUUCACCUAAAGCUGGACCUGCGCAGGCCCCCGGACCAAACGACUCAGUUUCAAGCUUAUUAACAAACCCGGAAGUUCUCCGCCAACUCCAAACCAUCCAACAAACAAUGACUGCCGGACAGCCUGGAGAACUCGACAUCGACAAAUUAAGAAAACUGCAAGAAAUGAAGCAACAGGAGGAGGAAUUCGACAAACAUCUAGCCCAAACUGUACCUAAUCUUCCUUUUGCGUCCGAGUGCGAGUUUAAACCCGGUAACACUUCCUCUUUAAUGGGAAAUCCUUACUACCUGCCCCCGACGACCGACAUGUCGCAGCCGCCCCCUGGCUACAAGCCGCCACAACCAUACGACAUGUCGCAGCAACCACCCGUAGAUAACGAUGUGCAAUUCGUCAGUGGUGAACCUGACAACGUGGGAGAAGUGGAAGUGAUCAAUCUGGACCAUGGUGACUCCCGCAGUCCCACUCCCACCGAAGACCGAUACAGAAGACGAAGGAGUCGCUCGCGGGAGCGAUCCAGAGACAGACGCGAUCGCGACCGGCGCUCGCGCCGCUCGCGUUCGAGAUCGCGAUCUCGACGGCACAGAUCGCGUUCGCGAGACAGAAACAAAACGAAAGAGAAAGAGUCCGAGAAGGACAAAGAGAGGAAAAAGCGGGGGCUUCCGACUAUCAAAAAGGAAAACUUGAGCGUUUGCAGCACUACGCUGUGGGUGGGGCAUCUGUCGAAACUGGUACAUCAAGAGGAUUUGUCGAAUACUUUCGGGGAGUUCGGCGAUAUCGUGAGCAUCGACUUGAUACCGCCGAGAGGGUGUGCGUUCAUCGUUAUGCAUAGAAGACAGGAUGCUGCGAGGUGUUUGACGAAAUUGAAGAAUCAUCUGCUGCAUGGAAAGGCCAUAACGUUGGCAUGGGCCCCCGGCAAAGGCGUAAAAGGUAAAGACCUCAAGGACUAUUGGGAAGGCGACCUCGGCGUGUCGUACAUACCGUGGCACAAGCUGAAACCCGACAUAGAUCUCGAAAUGCUGGAAGACGGCGGCAUGAUCGACGAGGACACGAUGCCCGCCUGGAUGAAGGCGAAAAUCGCCGCCAGCAGCACCAACAAAUCCGCCACCGUCACGAACCCCCCCGUCUCCUCGGACCCCUCCAGCAAUUUCAUGCCGAUCUCGGACGGCUCGCGCCCCCCGGUCGACACCAGCCAGCCCCCUCCCGUCCCCGGCUCCGGCCUCCUCCAGCCCCCGCCCAUGGCCCUGCCGCUGGUCUCCCCGUUCCAGUUCAGCAACAGGUUGCUGGGGAUGAACAUCCCGCCGACCAUGCUCCCGAACGUCCCGAUCGGAGUCCCGCCCCCGAACAUCUCGAGCGCGCUGAUGUCCAACCAAUUAGUGGGAUUGGGCUCGCCCUUCCAGGGACCCACGAGUCUGAUGCAGCAGAUGUCGGUCCAGAGCGAGCAGAGCCAGAACUCGUCCGACGGGAACAUGAAGCUCGGGGACAGCCUGAUGAACAUGACGCAGCCGUUCGGGAUGAUCCCGCAGCCGCCGAUCGGGCUGCCGGCGCCGCACGACGACAACAUGGACAUCGAGAUGGAGGACGCGGAGAAGCCGGAGAGGCCGAUGCUGCUGAGCGAGCAGCUGCAAGCGUCGAUGGCGCAGUUCAGCCAGAAUAAUCACAGGGGCGGCGAGAUGGGGCCGGAUAUGGACGACCGCAGGGACAGCAGGGAUAGGGAGAGGAGGAACUCGAGGAGCAGGGAGAGAGAGAGGGACAGAAAUAGGGAUAGAGACCGCCGAGGCCGCGACGGCUUCCCCGACCGCGACGACAGCCGCAGCCGCGACCACAAAGACGACCGCAGAGACCGUCCGAACCGGUGGGGCGACCGCGACAUGGACGCCAUGGAGCGCCGCGAGCGCGAGAAGACCCUCAACGACCGCCUCCAGCAGAUGGCGAUGCCCAACGAGGCGGCGUACUCGAACCACGACAGACCGCCGCCGCGCGACCUCCCCGAGCCAGAAAUGCACCCGAUGGACCGGCGCAUGUUCCCGCCGCCACACAAAGGCCCGCCGCCGAUGAACGAGAUGGACGAGAUGUACGGCAUGCGGGGACCCCCGGAGGAGUACGAGCACGCCAUGAACGGGCCGCCGAUGAUGGACGAGUACCCACCCAUGAUGGAACACCCCGACGAGUGGAUGGAAGGGCCGCCGCUCCAUCCGAGGAUGCACAGGGACGAGUUCGAGCACGAGCGCUUCGGCAGGGGCAGGAGGGACUUCAGGGACAAGUUCGAGCCGAGGGGGAGGGGGCCGCCGCCGGGACCCGACUACUUCCCCCCGAGGGACGGCUUCGGCCCGCCGAGACCCAUGAUGCGGGGAGGGCCGGACUUCCCGCCCCGGGGGCCCAUGAGAGGGGGCGGCCCGCACAAGUUCCACCCAAGGGGGCCGCCGCCGAUGAGGGGACCGAGGCCGAAUAUCGUUCUGACGGACGUUUCGCUUGCAGACCCACCGUGGAAAGACCGUCCGAACUUCGGUCCGCGCUUCGACCACCCCGACUUCCACCGAGGUCCUCCGGGGAUGUACGACGAGCCGCCGCACAUGAGGCACCGCGGUAGGUUCGACGAGAGGCGGCGUCCUCGUCCCGAUUUCGGGCACGAGGGCCCGCCGCCCCCGGAGGGCGACCGCUUCCAGAAGCGCAGCCGCUGGGGCGAGUCCCAGGAGGAGAAUAGCGGGCGCGAGCCCGAACAGCCGGCGCCAAACGGUACAGAAAACAAAGGUGGCAAUACACCCUUGCAUGACGAACCAUUUAACCGUGACAUUGUAGAGGGAGGUGCGCAGGAGGAAGAGGCGCCAGCGGUGGACGAAGCGGCGGUGGCGCCGCCGCCGCACGAAGAAGAGCCUGCGGAAAGCACCGCCGAGCCGCAGGCCGAGCAAGUGGAAUCGGCCGCUUAAAACGAGUUGAAAGUUUCCUUUGGAUGGCAGUAAGGUGACAUUUAGUUUCUGUAAUUUAACCAUUCGGUGUUAACAAGUUAAGUAGUUCCAAAGGACACUUACAUUUCGGACGUAGGUUAAAUGUAGUUGAGUCACGGAGAACUAUAAAAUGUUUGAACAAAGGACAACGCUUAGCUGUGAUAGUGUAGUGAACACAGGUGACCCCGCUCAGGGAUCGUCUUGUCUUGUCAUGUUUUAUAUUAAAAAAAGGAAUAAAUUAUUUUUAUUAAGUUA
Molecule: messenger RNA, 4171 nt
Organism: Zophobas morio
Lineage: Eukaryota; Metazoa; Arthropoda; Insecta; Coleoptera; Tenebrionidae
Gene: Isha
Product: SR-related and CTD-associated factor 8
Exons: 12
Coding region: 254-3898 (1214 amino acids)
Cellular component (GO): nucleus
Molecular function (GO): RNA binding
Source: RefSeq, a predicted model, not a curated record